Messenger RNA from Colletotrichum lupini, 1170 nucleotides. RefSeq lists its product as uncharacterized. The transcript is spliced from 10 exons. Bases 1 to 1170 code for a protein of 389 amino acids. The record is from RefSeq and is a predicted model, not a curated record. Lineage: Eukaryota; Fungi; Ascomycota; Sordariomycetes; Glomerellales; Glomerellaceae.
AUGCGGUGUCUUGCGCGACGCCUCGUCGGCACGUCGCCGAGUGACCUUUCCUCAUGUGGACGGCAAUUCAAGCUCAACGCCGGCCCACGCAAGGAACGCCAGGAAGAAGAACAAGAAAGCCAACAUUGUACCACCAAAACUGAGGCUUGUCUUUUCUUGCUCUCCUGUCUGAAAGGAUUGCUGUUCGAGCCAAACCAAGAUGGUCUCUACACGACAAGCAAAAGCGUAAGACACGAACCGCUUGCCGUCGCCUCGAAUCAGCCCCCAACCGCCGCGUUUCAGGAAGCGCCGCCCGCGCAUCAGUCAUCCGAACAUGGCUCUUCAUUCCUCCCAUGUCUCCCGGGAGGCUCUCGCCCUCCCCCUCCCCCACAAGCGCCCGUCGACGUCUCAUUGGCCUGCCCGGACGGCAUGCCUCGAAUAGACGCCGCACAGACUUUGGCUGAUGGAAAUAGCCACGGCAGUCUGCGUAGCCGCUGCCAUCCUCAUGCAUCCACUCGCAAGGCCAUUGGCCCCGCAGCCGCAGUCACCCUACCAGAUACCUUACCGACCCCAGAAUCCUACUGCAAGCAGCACACCUUAGUCCUCUUCGUCAUUCACUUCCUGGACCCGACAGACUGGAUGAAGGCGUUCACAGCUCAGAAACAGCACACAUCAUCUUCGUCGGGGUCCACUAUGCUAGACAUCCCCGCUGCGCACAUGGCAGCCUCCUGCUUCAUCGACAACCAGAAAGCUAACGGGCACAGCCUCCACAAAGUGCCUCGAUCCUCCCCAUCGCAGGAUGCCAGAGACACACUUCCCGCCGGUUUCCAUCAGCUCUCUGUCCGCCAAAGGUGUAGUGGCUCCAGUCUUGCUGCCACAAGCUUCAGGUCCCCGAGACACGCACCACGUCCUUGGGACCGAUAUCUCCUCAAGCCCCGCGGCACCCUGGACUCGCCCCGCGCGCACCGCGUACUCUUCUCUCGUUCCCAGGUCCCCGGUCGAAAGCCUCCCGUUUGCGGCAUCGCCGGUGACGUGCGGAAAACUUCUUCGUCGCCUUCUAGCGUCUUUCUACUGGCCGCACCGUCACUUUUCUCAGGCACACGGCCCCAGGGCCAGAAACGGCCCCAUCCACACAAACGCUCCACGCGAUUUCGUAAAGGUACGCCCAAGAGUCUGCUACACGACUUCUGA